GAGUCUAAGGAGAGGCGGCGGCCGCGGCUGCUGAGGCGGAGGCUGAGGCAGUGGCGAUGGCGCCCUUCCCCGAAGAGGCGGACGUGUUCACCGCCCCGCACCGGCGGAUGAGGCAGCUGGUGGGGCUGUACUGCGACAAGCUUUCUAAAACCAACUUUUCCAACAACAAUGAUUUCCGCGCUCUUCUGCAGUCUCUGUAUGCUACUUUUAAGGAGUUCAAAAUGCAUGAGCAGAUUGAAAAUGAAUACAUUAUUGGUUUGCUUCAACAACGCAGCCAGACCAUUUAUAAUGUACAUUCUGACAACAAACUCUCUGAGAUGCUUAGCCUCUUUGAAAAGGGACUGAAGAAUGUUAAGAAUGAAUAUGAGCAGUUGAAUUAUGAGAAACAGCUGAAAGAGAGAUUGGAGGCAUUUACAAGAGAUUUUCUUCCUCAUAUGAAAGAAGAAGAAGAGGUUUUUCAGCCCAUGUUAAUGGAAUAUUUUACCUAUGAAGAGCUUAAGGAUAUUAAAAAGAAAGUGACUGCACAACAUUGCUCUCAAAAGGAUACCACAGAACUCCUUAGAGGUCUUAGCCUGUGGAAUCAAGCUGAAGAGCGACAGAAGUUUUUUAAAUAUUCUGUGGAUGAAAAGUCAGAUAAAGAAGCAGAGGUGUCAGACCGAUCCACAGGUAUAACCCAUCUUCCUCCUGAGGUAAUGCUGUCAAUUUUCAGUUAUCUUAAUCCUCAAGAGUGUCGCUGCAGUCAAGUAAGCACCAAAUGGUCUCAGCUGGCGAAGACUGGAUCGCUUUGGAAGCAUCUUUACCCUGUUCACUGGGCCAGAGGUGACUGGUAUAGUGGCCCUGCAACUGAACUUGAUACUGAACCUGACGAGGAAUGGGUGAAAAGUAGAAAGGAUGAAAGUCGUGCUUUUCAGGAAUGGGACGAAGAUGCCGAUAUAGAUGAAUCUGAGUCUGCAGAGGAAUCGAUUGCUAUCAGCAUUGCACAAACGGAAAAACGUUUACUCCAUGGCUUAAUUCAUAAUGUUCUGCCAUAUGUUGGUACUUCUGUAAACUUUCUAUAUAAACACUGUACCAAGCUUUGCCGAUCUUUCAAACAUGCACUUCUGAAGUUUUAUUUUCAAAGAUAG
This is a messenger RNA of Myotis daubentonii (Daubenton's bat), 1124 nucleotides long. Its product is annotated as F-box/LRR-repeat protein 5-like. The record is from RefSeq and is a predicted model, not a curated record. NCBI's taxonomy places the organism in Eukaryota, Metazoa, Chordata, Mammalia, Chiroptera, Vespertilionidae.